AUGGUGUACUCUGUUAAACCAUGCAAAGCAGUUGAUAAAGCGUGCCUUAUAUCAAGCGCACAAGACGCCGUUUCCCACAUCACACUUGGGGACCCAAUAUUAGGGAUUCCAAGUAGUGACCCACUCAUCAUUGAUGAGAUAAAAUCAAAACAAGCGAAUCUAAACAUAGAAUUCACGGAAAAUGUUAUUCGCGGUGCAAGCAAAGCUAAAAUUUUGGAUGUGGAGCGUGACGUAGAAAAACAGACAAUCAAAUUGACUUUAAGCCUCCCUCUCCACCUAACUGGCAAAUAUAUUCUGCUCGGAAAGAUUCUCUUCGUUCAAGCAGCUGGCAACGAUACUUAUGAUCUCGAUACCAAAAAUAUGUUAUUCAAUAUCGAAAUUAAAUACAAAACUAUCGAAAAAAACGGCAACAAAUAUUUGAAGAUUACUGAUUUCAACUACACUUAUGAUUUGGUUGAAAAAGUAAACAUCAAAUUUAAUAAUCUCUUUGGCGGCGACGAGUCUAAAGCUAAGCCGAUAAAUGAUGUAUUAAACGAAAGCUGGAAGGAAAUCAUAGAAGAAAUGGGUGGCCCCAUCAUAAAACCUAUCGUAACCUCUUACAGCAAUGUUGUUAAGAAAUGGCUUCUAGCCACACCGCUGAACAAGCUUGAACUUCCCUGA
Molecule: messenger RNA, 660 nt
Organism: Nymphalis io (European peacock)
Lineage: Eukaryota; Metazoa; Arthropoda; Insecta; Lepidoptera; Nymphalidae
Exons: 5
Coding region: 1-660 (219 amino acids)
Source: RefSeq, a predicted model, not a curated record